CACAGCCCAUCAUAAACCGUAGCCUGCGAUGCGACAACCAUACAAAGGGCGUUCUGCAGCUGCUGGGAGGCAGGUCAGUGCUGGGCACCGGCAGUGCCCAAGCCGAGGGGCGUUCACACCGCUGAGGGUUCACACCGCAGCCACGCCCCGGCUGCGCUUACGGACGCGUCCGGCCGGGACGCGACCCCCAAACCCGGCCGCAGGCGCCCUAGGAGGCCAAGGGCCAGUGCCUGCCCCUUCCUCAGGCCUAGAGUCGCUUCCCUGCUUCUCUUCCUGACCCCUCCCCCAAGCAAGGCUGCCCAGAAGCCUGGGGCGCCCCCAGGACCCUCGCGGUGGGCUCACCCAGGCUCCUACGCAUCGGCACUCCAGCUCUCCCGCCCUCGGCGCCAGGCACCCAGGCCAAAACCUGAGCUCCCAGUCCACCCCGUCCGACCGCGGCCCUUAGCCCGGGGUCAAGGACCGAGCGUUCCCUCUCGGCCCGCUCUCCUUACCCAUGGCGGCGGUGGCGGCGGCGGUGGCGGCGGCGGCGGCGGCGGCUGCUGCGCGGUCUCGGGCCGGGGCUCCCUGGGCCUGGCCAGCAGCUCCCUCCAGGCGCUCGGCGGCCGCCACCGCAUCUGCAGCCAGGCACGCUGCGGCCCACAGCGCCCCCGGCGGUGGGAGGACGCCCGGGCGGCCCCAGGAGGAGCGGCGCCCCGGGUGGGGCGGGGACCACCGAGCCUGCAGUGGGCGGGAGAGCAAGCCCGCCCUCUCUAAGCCUCUCGCAUCCGCUGGGACCUUGAGGAGAAGGAAAAGAACCUGUGACUGUGAGUGUGAGGAGCCAGAGUGCUGGGCCCUCGGUCCCGCGCCCCGGGGACUUCGCCGGAGUGCAAGGGCCGGAUUGCAAGCGGCUGCGGCCGCACGAGAACGUUGCCUCCACUUGGCUGGCGGAGCCUGAUGGAACACACCUGACCACUGCCCAUUCACCUUCACGGACGCACAGGGGAUCAAAAGAAUUUAGAAAAUCUGUAGCAAUUAACAGGCAGAAACCUACUAAAACUAGUUAGACCCAAAUAAUGACGCUUAAACCAAUAAAUACACCGGUUUAUAAAAAGCAGUGAGCAACCAGUCUCGUUAAUCAAGGGGAAGAGAGAUUGCCGUGAAGCUAGCGUUUUCUCAUUUCCGGAAGGGAAAAAAAAUGAAACCUUCAUGGUCAGGUAGAUGAUACUAGGUUUAAGUUAUACCCGUUUGGGAAAGUGAACUAUUACCUAGUUGUAUCUGCCGCUGUUGAGACUAGAACUGGGCUACAGGUCCAGAUAUUUUGUGAAAAUGGGACAAUGUUUUUCUCCAUCGCUUUAGCCAGUAUAAAGUUGUUUUUUUGCUUUUAAAUUUUAUUGUGAGAUA
This is a messenger RNA of Cebus imitator (Panamanian white-faced capuchin), 1380 nucleotides long. Its product is annotated as homeobox even-skipped homolog protein 2-like. Bases 494 to 934 code for a protein of 146 amino acids. Lineage: Eukaryota; Metazoa; Chordata; Mammalia; Primates; Cebidae. The record is from RefSeq and is a predicted model, not a curated record. The transcript is spliced from 2 exons.